AGGAUGGGCACGUUCGUAACCCUGGCGGAGGUGUUGGAGGAGAGAGGUGCACCUCUGGAGGAGCGGGAGGUGUGGUCAGUUCUCAUCACCGCCACCCAGGCCCUCAGAGACCUCUUCAGCAAAGGUUCUGGAGGUGUCUGCAGUGUGAUCACGCCUGGCUCCCUCCUGCUCUCCUCUGCUGGGGGCGUGGCCUUUAAGUCAUGUGCUCGCUUCGAGGGCGUGGCCUCCUUCACAGCGCCUGAGGCCACACAGGGCAGGAGUCCCUCCAGCAGAGCCGCCCCGGAGAAGAUGUCUGUGUUUUCUCUGGGAAUGACCCUGUAUUGGACGGUGGAUUAUCAACUUCCCUCUAACCAGCCGGUGCUGCUGAGUGAGCGUCUGAACAACCUGCUGCUGAGCAUGUGUGAGGAGUGUGUGUCUCUGCGGUCGGACCUGCAGGACGUGCUGGAAGUGUGUGAGCAGCACCACCAACACACUCCGCAGCCCGUGCACGAACGCGUCAUACGCCAGCUUGUAGAGGAUGUCCAGCAAGACCCGGAGAACCCGGUUGCGACUGGUUCCAACCAGCUCACAGACCGCAGUCAGACAGUCAGGGACAGGCUGAGGGGCUUGACUCAGCAGAGCACAAGCUGGACCAACAGAGGCAGAAACUCCCUAUGCCAGCCUCUCAAAACAGAGCAGCUACGGAGCAGGAUGCAGUCAGUGAGUCACCGUGACAGCACCGUGUCCUGGCUGAACAGGAGCCCCCUGCUGGACGGGGUCAGAACUCCACGGCCCACCGACUCCUUCGGCUCGUCCUUCAGCCUGGCCGAGAGGAAGCUCAAGAACUCGGGUCCAGAGUUUGUCAGAAUGCUGGAGGAGCCGCUGAUCAUUCUGGAGCUUCCAGAAUCCAUCGUGCAGUCCAAGAAGGGCAAGUCAGGCGCCACGCAGCGGGACCUGCGGGUCUUCAUGCCCAGUGGCCAGUGCAUCAUGGUCAAGUGUGACGUCAAGUCCAAGGGUGGCGACGUCUUCGACAUGAUCGUCGCCCACACAAAUCUCGUGGAACAUUUCUACUUUGGCCUUGCAUACUGUCACGAGGAGGAGUUCUUCUUCCUGGACAGUGAGACGAAGCUGUGCAAGGUGGCGCCAGAGAGCUGGAAGAGAGUGCCCACCUCCUCCUUCGCCCUGCACUUCAGGAUCAAGUUCUACGUGUCGGACAUCACGCUACUCCUACACAAGCUGACGCGUCACCAGUACUAUCUGCAGCUGAGGAGGGAUCUGCUGGAGGAGCGUCUGGGCUGUGACGUGGAGACAGAGCUGUUCCUCUCAGCCCUCGCCCUGCAGGCUGAGUACGGGGACUGCUUACCUGAGGUGUAUGGGAAGAGCUACUACCGGCCCGAGCACUAUGUGUGCAAGAGUGUGCUGGCCAAGAUGGCCGCCCCGUGCCUGAAGGAGGAGCUGGUGCGCUUACACGGCAACCGUGCCAACAUGACCACGGAGGAUGCUGAGCUGGAGUUCCUGAUGACGGUGCAGCAGCUGGCGGACUACGGCUUGUUCUUCCACCGCGUAGCCCGCGAGAAGAAAGGCAUCAUGGGAGAGCAGAUGCUGGGAGUGUGCACCAAAGGCGUCAUCGUUUACGACGUCAAAAACACACUCCGUACUGUCAGCAUGAGAUUCCAUUGGAGAGAGACCCUCAGCAUCUCCUCCUCUAAGCGCAAGUUCCUCAUUGAGAGCAGCACCAGUAAGAAGAAACACACGUUCCACACGGAACGUUCUCACAUUGCCAAGUACCUGUGUGAACUGUGUUCUGCGCAGCACAAGUUCCACAAAGAGAUGAACUCCCGACAGCUCAGUCACAGUGUUACCUCAGAGGAGAACAUCGUGCAGUACGCCACAGUGUUCCGUGCGCAGAACAGUGCCAUGGCCCGACACCUGUCCACUUCCGACAGCGGCCACCUUAACCACGCCCACCUGUCCCAUAACUCCAUGUCCAGCCCCGGGAUGCCCCGCCCAGACAGCGUCACAGGAAGUGACAUGAACAGGCUGUGUGAGGACAUCGCCUCUCGUCUGCAGGCCAAGAUCCGCCUGCAGAGAGAUUCACUAAGUGCCACUAGUUCUCCGGUUAUGAGGCGAGUCAUGGCAACGACCCCAGAGAUGCCCCACAGACGAUCAGAGACGCCCGUCACGUCCCCUGUCUUUAGAGCGGACACACCAACCAACAGAAUCCGAGACCGGGAGACUGUGUGUGUGACACUCAGAAAGGACCCUCAACUUGGCCUUGGUAUAGUGAUUGUAGGAGAGGACAACACAGGGCGAUUGGAUCUGGGAAUCUUCAUCGCCUCAGUGGUGCCAGGGGGACCCGCAGAUCGGGAUGGACGCAUCAAGCCAGGUGGGCGUCUCAUCUCCCUUAACCAGAUCAGCCUGGAGGGCGUCACCUUCACUGAGGCUGCGGAGAUCAUGCAGAACAGCUCCAGUGAGGUGGAGAUCAUCGUCUCACAGCCAAAGGGAGUACGACCAUUGUGUGUGGGCCGUAUCCUGCCGAGGAACUACGACUCCCAGAGUACCCUGCUGGCCGACAGCCGGCAGACGGACGAGGAACUGGACGAGCUGGUGUCCGUCAUGAUGACGCCCAAAGCCAGCAGCAACCUCCACGUGCCUGAGGUCCGCAUACGCAACGCACAGGACAACCCCUCUCUGUCUGGCUCGUGUAACAGUCUGAAGCCGGAGGAGUUUACUGUGGAGCUGAGGAAGGAGUCUGGGAGUCUGGGCAUCAGCAUUGCUGCUGCAGUGAACUCAAACAACCAGCAGAAAGGAAUUUACAUCAAGAACCUGAUGCCGGGGGGUGUGGCCGAGCUGGACGGUCGCAUCCAAUCAGGUGACAGGCUGCUGGAGGUGGAUGGUAUUAGGCUGGACACUUUGACAAAUCAGCAGGCUGCAGAGCGUCUCUCCAAGGCAGGGGAGAUUGUGUCGCUGGUUUUGGAGAGGGAGUCGCUCUUGUUACCACGGAGAUAUGUUGGCCCAGGCAGGAGAAGUACCCUGGCGGCUCCUAGCAACGCCUCCAUGCGUAACAACAGCUGCCCUGCCAUCACCAUGACGACGCCUUUCUCCAUUCAUCCCAAAGACUACAGCUUCGUGUCUGAUGAGAACAUCAUGGAGGUGAGUCUGCGGAAGCGUCUGAAUGGUUUAGGUUUUAGCUUCCUGAUCGCUGAGCUGGACACGUCUCUGGACAGCGGAACCGUGGUUCUGGUCAAGCGCCUGUUUCCAGGGCAACCGGCCGAAGAGAGCGGGCUCAUCCGAGAGGGAGACGUCAUCCUCGCAGUUAACGGAGAACCACUCAAGGGCCUGUCCUACCAGAGGGUGCUGGAGCUCCUAAGGGGGUCCCCUUCAGAGGUCCGUCUGGUGCUGUGUCGCCCUGAAGCAGGGGUCCUUCCUCCUGUCUCUGAUAAAAUCGGCCAGUUAACCUGCAGCUGAGCAGCCCACACACAUCUGAUGACCCUGCUGACCCGUCUCUGGACACCUGCAGCCCCACAGCAUUGUGGGAUAGCUCCAUUUGUGGAGGGGGUUGCUAAGCCAGUUACUAAGGAAGUGACACGCGGCAUCCAGGCCAGAGGUGUUGGGCAGCAGCCAAUGAUGGCGCAGGAUGUGGGCGGAGCUCCAGGUGACCUCAUCAGGAUCAGUGAAACCAGCUGCUACUAUCUCUACUUUGGAACCGAACACAAAGAACCUCAAAGUCCCCAAGUGCUCCGACCCUGACCCCCGACCCCUGACCCAAAGCCCGUCUACGGAGAGCCUGUUUACUCCCUAUUAAACCCCAUUGUACCGAA
Messenger RNA from Alosa sapidissima (American shad), 3800 nucleotides. RefSeq names its product FERM and PDZ domain containing 2 (gene frmpd2). The coding region runs from base 4 to 3447 and encodes 1147 amino acids. Gene Ontology annotation, cellular component: cytoskeleton. NCBI's taxonomy places the organism in Eukaryota, Metazoa, Chordata, Actinopteri, Clupeiformes, Clupeidae. The transcript has 29 exons. The record is from RefSeq and is a predicted model, not a curated record. Gene Ontology annotation, molecular function: protein binding.